AUGGAGAACAACAUGUUUGAGGAGCUCCUUGAGAUGGCAAAUGAAAUUGUAGAAGGUGCUAAUAAUGAAGAGCAGAUAUCAGAAGAAAAAUCUUUAGAAAAAGGCAAAGCAAAUAUUUCAACUUUUCUGAGAAAUUUAUCACCAUUACACUAUGAAUUAUUAGUUCACGACAUGGCUGUUCCACUGUUUGGAACGCUUUUUGACUCCGAAACCGGUGCUUUGACGCCAUUUGGAGCAGUUUUCGCAGAAGAUUUUUCCAUCAUUAGUCAGGACGUUCCAGUCUAUAUGUCUUAUUUUUCUAAAUACUCGAGAGCUCCUAGCCUGAACCGUCUUGGUGAAGAAACAAUGACUCCUUUGUCAUUAUUCAAAUUUCUUCAAGCUAUAUUUGAAUCGCCAGGCACCCUAUUGCCUGCAUUACAAUCAGAACAGCCUGUUCUCUCCAGUUUUAUUGUCAUAGUUUUUUCUAACAUCCGAACAUUAGCUUCAAAAAUCACUUUUUUUGAUGUUUACAUGGAAAUUAAGUCGAUUAUUGAUAGUGUUGAGGCUGAAGAUAAGACUUUCAUUACAGAUAUUGUGGAAGAUGCCCUUGGAGAAGCUUCAUUGACUUCAUACAUCGGCAGAGGCACCAAAUACUUAUCCGAUGAAGUCAGAGCAUAUGUUAUAAAAGAGACAGGCGCAACCCAACAAAUUCUUGAUGAAUUACAAUCAAAAAUCGGACAUACAACAAAUUAUCUCAUGUUCAAUACAUAUUUGCAUCAACAGGCGAAUACAUACGAAUCUACAUGGACUAAAUCAUUUAGUUCCACAAAAGAAAUGUUCAAAGAUGCCGAACAAAACUUAAUAUCUUUAUCUCAAAAAGUUGGAGAGAUGAUAGCCAAAUCUCCGCCAACAGGGAACAUCCACUUCAGAAUCAAAGUCACCUGGGAUCAGAAAUUCCAAAAUACUCAAGUUAGCAACUCCGCUUUUGUCGAAUUUACAUAUCUCGGCUAUACAAUACGCGCUAGCUUGUCAUCAGGCUAUGCAGAGUUUGCACUACCAUUUUAUGACAAACCACAAGACAUUUCUGGAACAAUUUACUAUAUUUCGGAAAAAAGAAAAGAUACUCCAUUCCAAGUAGCAGAUGCUAAUGCUUAUAGAGUACUGUAUACAUUUCUAAUAUCAGGAGUAUCAAAAGAUUACACAAAAACAGAGAAAUUCAAAAAACAUGGAAAAUUAAUCAGUAUUUUAUGCGGAGAAGUGAAUAUUGGUGCAAUAAUCAUGAAGUCUGAUGGUGUUCCUAUCAACCAAUCUCAGAUUUCGGACGAUUCUGUCGAUCUUUACGUUUUAUUAGAUUAUAUGACUACGAAACUAGUAAUUGAUUGGACAAGAACGUCAGGAAGAAUGUCCUUAGUCCCUCCGCAAGACUUUUUCAUUGCUAUAAUCGAUUAUUCCAUGAGACAUGCGAUACCUGCCACAACUGUCUUUGUUUUGAUUCUCCGGAAGCUCUACGAAGGAUGGUGUGAUGCCGAAAGUUACUUAAACGCAUUCACUGUCUUGUUUAUGGUCACUCGGAACGCAAUAGAGUUAUGUAAGUCAACGGAAACAGUUAAAGACACUUUCAAUGGCAUUGUAAACGAUAUGCAAAAGAAAGUGCCCCUCGAGCUCUACAACAGACUCAAAAAUCCAGUAAGAUACGAAAAAUCAAGCCUCAUGUCACUUUUAACUUUGACAGGCCUUAUCGUUGAUUCUGAUUUCAGAACUUUACUUGACAAAUUUUUGAAAGAAGCGAAAUCGUACUUUGUAAAGUCGAUAUUCGUCACCCUUAAGCCAGUAGAGUCAGACAGCCCAACAACAGACGAAGCGAUGGUUUUGUGGGAAUACGUGAAGGGAUACAAGCGAAAUACAAGGAAUUCAACCGCAUCUACAGGAAGUAUUGAAGGAUUGAAUGAUCCGAAGAACUUUACCUUCAGUGUUACUGGUUUGGCUGAUUCUAUGUCAAUUAUUUCGCAGAGAAGUAAAUUUGUCAAAACUUAUUACGAAAACAACGUAGUUCCUGCAGAUUUCAGAACGAUAUCCGGCGAUACUGAGUUAUUCCAGACUCUUUCCAUCUAUUUGGUGAAAGUUUUCCUGAAAUUGCCGAUACAAUUAAAUGACAAAGCUCUUUUUAAGUUUGUAUUAGCAUAUCGAGAAGUUUGGGAGUUCCUUAAGUUCGGCCCCGAGUACAGCCCUUACAAACUGUUUUUCGACAUUGUUUUGGAGUGGAUUUCCUCAAUUUCCGGGAGAUUGAUCGAAUGGACGCAAAGAGCAGUCGACAUCGACACAUUCGAAGUUGACAAUGACAGCGAGAUGACUUCCACUUCAAUUGGAGACUUAAUGACGAUGUUUUCCCAAUCAUUUUCUUUUGUCAAGUCAUUGAAGUGGAAAAACAAGAAUAUCGUUGAGAUCAUACUUACGUACAUCGCAUCCUGUGAUGGUUGCUUAAGGUUGUACACGAAAUUAUUGACUUAUCGGAUCAUAAAAUAUUUUCCUAAAGAUAUAAUCGUCAAAACUACCGAUAACCAAUAUGUUUUGUCCGCGAUGAAGCAAGUUGAGAGCUACAACAUCGAAUCCGCGACUCCUCAGCAGAUGUAUGUGAUGAUCAACGAUUUUUCCAUGAUCAAACCGAAAUGGGAGUGUUUUGUCCAGAAUUUCCGACCAUUAAUCGGUGCAGCGCCUGUCCCAGAACAUCUAUUAGACCCUGUCCCAUAUGUCUACGAUAUAAUGAAUGUAAUUCCGUCACUUUUUUCAUCGUUAAUUGAAUACGAAGUUUAUGACUAUGUUUCCAAGCGAUUAUGGGUCGAGAACUCAUCAUUUAAGAAGAUCUUUAUCAAGAAGGCAUCGAAGAAAGUAUUACAUCCUGAGUUCAGCAGCCGCGGAUCAAUGUUUUUCAAUGAUUUGUUCGAAAAAUGCACCCAAUUCAUUGAAACAAGAGCCGACCAAUUAGUUAACCACAUCAGCAAAGAGAACAUGAUGUCAAUGCUCGGUGGUUUCUUCAGUGGUUUGGACGCGGGAUUGAUGAAUCUGAUGAUUUCUGAAGAACCGAUAAAACACAAAAGAAUUGUGACAAUUAUGAAUUUCAUCCAGGAUGUUUUGGCAACAUUGUUUGAGCCGAUGAAAGAUAAUUUCGGUGUAACUGCUUCUUUGUACGUGAAGUGGGCGUGGAGAUCGAAAUUGUUGCUGGACAACAUCAACAUUGAACCUCUCAACUCUGUGACAAAAAUGAAUACUGAGUCUGGUCAAAGAGGUUUGAUUUUUUAUAUAUUGAGUAGAUCGUAUACAAAUGAUAGAUACUCUGUGUACUCUGCACAACAGAGAGAUUUGACUUAUAUAGGAAUGAGAUUCUCUUCUUUAUUAUAA
Messenger RNA from Trichomonas vaginalis G3, 3375 nucleotides. RefSeq names its product Munc13 (mammalian uncoordinated) homology domain-containing protein. Lineage: Eukaryota; Parabasalia; Trichomonadida; Trichomonadidae. The coding region runs from base 1 to 3375 and encodes 1124 amino acids. The transcript has a single exon. The record is from RefSeq and is a predicted model, not a curated record.